GUUUGCAACCCAGCCAGCAAGGAAACUGACACCUUUUCCCCAAAGAUGUCCAAACCAGAACCUACGACAACAACCGAAGCACUAGCACCGAAAUGCUACCUCCUCAAGUGCCCAAACGAAAUCAUCAUCGAAAUCGCCAGCUACCUCGAACUGAAACAUGCACAUGCACAUACAUUACUGAACGCAUCAAAUGAUUUGCAAACCAUUUUACAUAUCCCAUUCUAUAAUCGCGCAUACAGUCACUGGAGAGAUCCAUACUACGACAUAAAACCCUCUUUCUACGUCAAAGUGACCUCUAUGUUGGAAUGGGCUGCAAAGAAAGGUUACGCAAAUAUAAUCCAAGAGCUUCAGGCUCGAGAUGAGCAGGCUUUGUCAUGUGAAAUGAAGAAUAUUGCCCUAGCUGAUGCUGCUGCUAGGGGCCAUUUAUCCUGUGUCAAGUGCGCGGCAUUUAUUGGUCAUAUAGCCAUAGUGGAACUUCUUCUGAAGAGAGGUGCCGCACCAGGGGAAAUUGCUGGGGAUUCAUCAAUAGCCGUGGAACAUGCAUUCAAAAAUAAUCAGGAAGAAUGUGCAAAAAAUAUCUCUUCAGAAAGAGCAUACACGAUGAACUAG
Messenger RNA from Aspergillus glaucus CBS 516.65, 609 nucleotides. RefSeq lists its product as uncharacterized. The record is from RefSeq and is a predicted model, not a curated record. The transcript has 2 exons. NCBI's taxonomy places the organism in Eukaryota, Fungi, Ascomycota, Eurotiomycetes, Eurotiales, Aspergillaceae. The coding region runs from base 46 to 609 and encodes 187 amino acids.